CCCUCACCCCCACCCCACUCCCCAAGAAUCCUUUUCUCCUUCAUCCCCUACAUCUAAAGGAGUGUGUCUCACUCUCUCCUAAAUGCUCAACUAAGUUCCUAUAUUCUUCAAUGCCUCUUCCGAUGCAUCAAGCAAUACCCAUGGCAAAGUGAAGAUGAUAGAUAGCUACUAUGUUUCAUGUCUCUGAAGUAGCUUAGCUUGCACUUAGGAGUUAAUUAGAAGCUCGUGAGAAAAGGGCUACCAUUUUUCAGAUUCACCAUGCCUGUUCCUCUUGCUCCAUAUCCAACAGCUCCAGCUCCAUCACCACUUUUGUCACCUGCAACUAAUGGUGCACAAAGCCAGCUUGUAUGUUCUGGGUGUCGAAACCUUUUGAUGUAUCCAGUUGGAGCAACCUCAGUAUGCUGUGCAGUAUGCAGUGCAGUAACUGCAGUACCUCCACCAGGCACUGAAAUGGCUCAGCUAAUCUGUGGUGGCUGCCACACAUUGCUAAUGUAUAUUCGUGGAGCAACAAGCGUUCAGUGCUCAUGUUGCCACACCAUCAAUUUAGCUUUGGAAGCAAAUCAGGUGGCACAUGUGAACUGUGGCAACUGUAGAAUGCUAUUGAUGUACCAAUAUGGGGCAAGAUCUGUCAAAUGUGCAGUCUGCAACUUUUUGACAGCAGUAGGGGUUUCACCAAACAUGAACGAGCAGAAGUUGAAGAGCUAGAAGGUUUAAUUUCCAUGCAUGCAUGUUAUGAAUGAAUAUAUAUGUGGGCUGGACAGGCAGAUCAGAUCAGAGGAGGAAUAAUAAUGUCGUUGUUAGUUACAUGUAUAGAGCUUACCUAAUUUUCCCAUGCGUGACUGUAACAUGAAUAAGCAGUUUUUCUGGGUUGGAGCUGCGACUAAUUAUAUUAAUGGGUGUUUUCUGGUUGGAGAGAAACAUGAAAUGCUCUGAUCUACUUCCUCUUCAAGGUAUAGUUGCACAGUACAUUUGUUGUGUUUACAGUUGAUGUAUAAUGAAUAGUGACAUUGAAGAUAA
Ipomoea triloba (trilobed morning glory) is the source of this 1017-nucleotide messenger RNA. RefSeq names its product protein LOL1-like. The transcript has 6 exons. NCBI's taxonomy places the organism in Eukaryota, Viridiplantae, Streptophyta, Magnoliopsida, Solanales, Convolvulaceae. The record is from RefSeq and is a predicted model, not a curated record. Bases 259 to 705 code for a protein of 148 amino acids.